This is a messenger RNA of Spirodela intermedia, 2637 nucleotides long. Lineage: Eukaryota; Viridiplantae; Streptophyta; Magnoliopsida; Alismatales; Araceae. The record is from the annotation of a GenBank genome assembly.
AUGGGGAAGCAGCAGAGCCCUCCGGAGAAGAUCCCCGCUAACGCCGGCAAGGGGAAGGUCACGCCCGUCCAGAUUGCCUUCAUUGUGGAUCGCUACCUGGCCGACAGCGGCUACACCGCCACCCUCGCGUCGUUCCGGUCGGAGGCUGCGGGGCGCUUCUCGAAGACGAGGAACAGGGAGCCGCCCAAGGGGCUCCUCAGCCUGGCGGAGAUCUUGGACGAGUACGUCAAGCUCAAGGAGCAGCGGAUCGUGGUGGAUCAGGAGAAGCAUCGGGUGGAGGCCCUGCUGCGUGGGAUCAACGACGCGGUUCAGGCGUACCACUCCGCCGGCAUUGAUGGCGGCAGAUCCACGGUUUCUCCCCUCCCGCAUAAUUACCUGCCUUCACCCUCAACGCCUCAUCCUCCGCCUCCUUCGGAGGUGUCAGUGAGGCCCGCAGUCUCCAGUUUUCCCCAUUAUUCGAGCAGUAUAUCUCCCCCUGGUAAGGAAAAUAAGCCCAGACAAGAUAGAAACCAGACCUAUUUGUCGAGAGCUUUGCCUUUUUUUCUUUCUAAUAGUUGGUUUUGAUCGAUAUACUCGGCAAUGUCCCCGACUGCAACAUCAUAUUUCACCUAUAAUUCUCAAAAUUGGUGUGACUGAGCAUCAUCUCAGAUCAAUAGUCCGAAUAGACAGAUUUUUCUUUUAGGUCCAAUGAAGUUCAAGUCAUACCCACAUUGACAGAGAAUGGAUUGUCUGCGAGCCUUUUGUGGCCCAACUGUGAGAUAGUAAGCAACUCUCGUGGAUCAGAAUUCGGAUCUUGCUUUCAAAGGCCUGUUGUGGUCGAGCAAAAGGAUGGGUAACCGUUUGCCCUUGGUUGCUGACGGUCAGAAUCUUAGCCCGUAAAAGUCUUGGUGCUCUUCGGUUUGAUUUCGUAAUUUAUCAUUGGCUCGAGAAAUAAACUCCUUCGGUGAUUUUGUUCUUCUUCCUCAGUGACUUGGUCGCUGAUCUUGUUGGAGCUUCCAACCCCAUGAACUAAUAUCCAGACAACAUUUAUCUCAUUUAUUUUGCUUCGCCGCGUAGAACUAACUUCCGGGGUCCAUCUGUUCUCUUGUGCUCGUCACAUGCCCCUGAGGAGAAAAAAGAAUGCGCAUCUUAACCGGCCCUGAUCUCCCUUUCUAGUUUCCUAUGCUUGCCAUUCCCUUUUCUUUGAUAAAACUAGUGUCUGAUCUGAUGUAAACGUGAGCGGUUUCCUGUUAUGCUAAUUCUUUUUCUUUUCUUCUUUUUGGCUUCGCAGGCUCUGAUUUGGUACGCAACGUUCUCGUCUUGAAAUCCCCAUCGCCAGUUGUUCCGGGUAAUAUGGUAUAUGGUAGCGCGGUUUCUACUCCGAUUGCUCAGACUGCAUCGACUACCCAGAGAAAAAAUCCGAAGCCCAUCCUCAGAGCACCUGCAGCUCCAAGGAAAUACCGUGGACGACCCCAGGCGGAGGUCCCCACGGUGAGAGGUAAUUAAUUUAUUUCUAAAGAACAACUUCGGGGGGGUAUAUACGCGGUGUUUUCUACAACAUGAGGCCACACCUGAAGAUUCUCCCUCUCUUCUUGUCCCUUCUAGGCGUCCUGCCAACCCCAACGCGUGAUGUAGCAAGCGGCGCUGGAGAAACAGCCGAGAGGCUUCCUCUCGCUGGCACGACUUCCGCUGGAUGUCAGCCUGGCGAUCAAUCGAUCCAAGGAUCGUCUGUGGCGAAGAGUCUAUUCAUGCCGACGCCUGGCAGCGGGGCCGAGUCAACUUCGCCUGAAACUCCUAAAGCAUUCGAUUUACAGAUGGAACAGGCCGAUUCAACGGUUGAGAGCAUGUCCAUUCGAUCACAACGUGCCAACGUCAGCGCUUGCAGAGAGUCAGCUCCGUCAACGUGCUCUGUGAUCUCCUCAAAAACCCUUGUUGUCAGUCCUUUAAAAAGUAAGGGCUACUAUGUUGAGAAGAGCGUCUGCAUAUCUUCGUCACCCAUGAAAUCAAGUCCGAAAAGGCUGGGCAAAAGGAUCAACGUGAAGGGCAGGCUAGAUUUUGAUGGCUCCGACAGGCCCAUUCCUUCUGAGGAACCCGCGGCUGCUGAUGGCAGGACUGGGGACAUCUUUGACUUGGAUCUUCCCGAUCUUGAUGUCGAUUUCUCCUUCUCCGAUCUCCUGGUUAACAUCGAUUUGGACUGCGAAGACCUAACCAUGUCUUGCCAAGUGUCCCCGAAGCCUUCCGCGGACUUGAUCUCAGGGUAGACCCUCCUGGCUUCAUUUGGUAUAUAUGUUUAAUUGUUAUGAGCCUGUCUGAGCAGAUUUCUGUGCCACGCCUUGCGGUCUCAAAACAGAUCAGAAGGUGAAUCGGCACGUGAAUGUUUGGAGGUGGCCCAAGAAGUAUCUGAUCCUGGUUCAUCAGCCGCGUCCUGGAUUGCUAGCGAGAAAACCGUGAAUACCCUGGAAGGUAACUGUCGACGCCUCUUCGACCUUUUCUUUCCUCAAUUUUUUCAAAAUUCCAUGCUUUGACAAGCAAUCGUUUCAUCAUCUUCCUCUGGGUUUCCACCCAGAAGGCGCAGGUGAUGGCCCAGUGACUUUUAUAAAUGGCAUCACGAAGCGCAUCAAACUCUCGGGUCCUGGUGAACUCACUGUGCCUACCUAG